Messenger RNA from Enterobius vermicularis (human pinworm), 1656 nucleotides. The record is from the annotation of a GenBank genome assembly. Lineage: Eukaryota; Metazoa; Nematoda; Chromadorea; Rhabditida; Oxyuridae.
AUGAUUUUUUUAUUGCUGUUUUUACUGGGGGCUGCAGAAGCGCGUAAGCAGUACGUUUCGGUGUGGCCGGACGUAACAAUAAAAACUAAAGGAGAAAUAUGGCCUCUUCCGCAAUUUUUUGAGAAAACUAACAAAACUUGGCGUUUGGACCCAAAUAAUUUGGUAAUUACGGAGAGUACUCACUGCGAAAUAAUCACUGAAGCAAUCAAAAGAUACCGUGAAAUAUUUUGUAAACACUUGAAUAUUGCUGACGAUGAUCCGCAAACGGAAACCUUAAAGAGUUUGGAAAUAAUUCUUUCUCAAUGUUCGUCUGAUGUGCCGCAGUCUGAUAUGGAUGAAAGCUACAAAAUUAAUAUCACUUCAGAGAAUGCUGUCAUUAAAGCUGCUAAUGUCUGGGGAGCAUUACGGGGACUUGAGUCUUUCUCGCAACUAAUACACUCCAAUGAAAAAAGCGAGUGCCAAAUAAACGGGGCAAUUGUUAGGGACUUUCCGAGGUUCCAACAUCGUGGCGUUUUGCUGGACACAUCUAGGUCAUCAACUCAAAUUCUUUUGAUUUCUUUACUAAACUUAAAACACUUUCUGUCGUUGAACGCUUUAAAGGCAACUAUAGAGUUAAUGGCACAGAAUAAAUUUAACGUCUUCCACUGGCAUAUCGUAGAUGAGCAAUCUUUCCCGUAUGACUCCAAAGUAUUACCUUUGUUGAAGAAAGGAGCUUUUACACCUAGACAUGUGUACACAAUAGAAGAUGUUAAGGAUAUAAUAGAAUAUGCGCGUCUACGAGGUAUUCGUGUUGUACCUGAAUUUGAUACGCCGGGUCACGCGAGGUCCUGGGGAUUUGGUUAUCCAGAUUUACUCAGCAGGUGUUUCUACGAUGACGGCAAAGAGGAUUUUUAUCGCUGUUUAGUAGACCCAACACAGCAGGAUACUUGGGACAUUAUGCUUUCGCUUUUUCAAGAAGUAUUUGAAGUUUUCCCAGAAGAAUAUGUCCACCUUGGUGGAGAUGAGGCUGAGUUUUGGACCUCGCACUGCUGGAAAAACAAUGAAAACAUAACAAAUUUUAUGAAGGUACUCGAACUGAAUGACACAAGGCAGCUUCAAGCUUGGUAUUUCGACCACCUAUUAGCAAUUCUGAGGUUAUCCAAAACUGGUCGGCAGAAGACAUUCUUGGUUUGGCAGGAAGCUGUCGAAACGAACGUUCAAGUGGAAGGUUUGAUUGGUCAUGUUUGGAAGGGAUCCUCGCAUGAGCAGUACAGCAACUAUUUGAAGUCUGUUACUAGCAAAGGUUAUCGUGCAAUAUUUUCAUCCUGCUGGUACCUGGACCGAAUAUCAACAUCUGUUGAGUGGCGAGGUUACUACAGUUGCGAUCCGCAGGAUUUCAAUGGAACGGCAGAGGAGAAGAAACUUGUGAUAGGAGGGGAAGCAGCGCUUUGGGGCGAAUGGGUAGACGAUAGCAAUGUAGUGUCGCGACUGUGGCCGCGAGCUUCAGCAGUUGCUGAACGACUGUGGAGUGACCAAAAUAGUACGUCGGACGUUAAUGCUGCGUGGCCAAGACUUUAUGAGAUGCAGUGUAGAAUGAAGGCAAGAGGAUAUCCAGCACAACCAGUUAACGGACCCGAUUACUGCGAGUUUGAGUACGAAUCUAACCUUCCAGUAUGA